AUGUCAAGAAAGGAGGCAUGUGACGUUACCGCUUUCUCGGGACGAACUCUCAUUGCUGGCUGGACCAAGCCCCUGAAGGCUCCCAAGAAGGCGGCGAAAGAGCUCGACGAGGUGGACAUUGCCCAUCAGAAAAAAGUGAACGACGAAAAGAAAGCGAUACAGGAGGCGGCGAAUAAAUUACGUGCCGACAAGGCUGGCAAGAAGAGCGCCAAAAAAUAG
Cordyceps militaris CM01 is the source of this 219-nucleotide messenger RNA. Its product is annotated as Translation machinery associated TMA7. The coding region runs from base 1 to 219 and encodes 72 amino acids. The record is from RefSeq and is a predicted model, not a curated record. Lineage: Eukaryota; Fungi; Ascomycota; Sordariomycetes; Hypocreales; Cordycipitaceae. The transcript is spliced from 3 exons.